AUGCUGAGGAGUUCAGAGCCGGAUAAGGAUUACAUUAACGCCUCUUUCGUCGACGUAAGUACAUACGUGUUGGGAGCAUUAACCCUAUACCGGCCCCAGAUCUAGUUCUUAAUUCUCCUUUUUGGCUGUUUUAUAUUUCGUUCAAAUAAGUUAAGAGAAUUUAGCCUAUAUUUUACAAGUUAUUUGUUUGUAGUUCGAGUCAGUUGUCACUAUCCUUAACCAUACUCAUUCCAUAUCGGUGUUUAUUUGUCCUCCAAAAAUACAUUUUAUGACUGAUUAUCUUGACACUGAAAGCAAUUUUGGAUCUCACAAUAAACGACUCAUGGUGUCUUGACUCAGCGCCCUCAAGUUGACGUUUAAGUUAAUACAAUUUAUCUGUAGUCAGAAUUGCAAGAAAACAAUGUUUAACCUAUAGGCUUGAUACCAAGGAAGACGAAUCAGUUGUCAGUUGGUACUGUGCAGUAGCAAUAAUAAAUUAGAUACUUGCUGCAGUUUUUUUUUUAGCUUUAAGGUCAUCAGUGCAAUGGAAUUUCUUUUUAAUAGGAUUGUCUCUCUCUAUCGUAUUUAUUGCUCUGUGUUCUUUACAAUAAUUUUCUCAAUGGUUACAUAUUUUACUACCUUCAUCAGGACUAUAGUCGACGUGACGCAUACAUUUUGACUCAAGCCCCGUUAAACGAUACUGUUAACGACUUCUGGAGGAUGAUAUCACAGUAUGAUAUCGGCACAAUUGUGAUGUUAAACAGUUUAAAAGAGGAAAAAGAGGUAUACUUUACUCGUUUUAACACCAAACACAGGUUUUAACUUCUUGAUAUUUCUAAAGGAAGCUCUGGAAUCGUGCAUGUGGAAUUCUUUACCUAUGAUCCCUCAGAUCUGGAGUGAGAGUUCUUGCGAUUCUGCAUUUCAUUACUUUUAAAAAGUUCAAUUUUUCGCAUAUUAUCUGAAAUAAAUAUUGGUGUUCUCAUGCGAAGAUAUAUAUUGAAUCCAGCAUUUUGCAUCUCCUGGUAGAGUUAUCCACUAUAUUGGCCAAGUGAAGGGUCUGCCAAGUAUGGAGAUAUCACUUUACAGCUUCUAUCAAAAACGAAUUCGAAGAACAUAACGACGAGGAAGUUCAGCGUUAUAAAUGCGACGGUACGGUGUAAAUCGAACUAAGUAUUAUGAAUAACUAGUUACUUUGGGAGUAAUAUUACGAGCAAGAGGAUCUCCGCAUUUCCUAACAAUUGACGAGGAGCAGAAGGACUUACUAAGCCCAACUUAUGGAUUAAACGUAUGUUAAUCGUCUCAAUGACGUUAUAAGUUGGAAUUAUACGAAAGUUUAGAUAGAGUUAGCUAGCAACAAGCUUUCCUUAAAAUAGUCACUUGCAAUCUGGAUAAAAGCAGCUGGUUACGGAAAAAUGGUGUUUGAAAUGUAACCUCGGUCUUUUUCAAAAUGGAGGCAGCCAUCUGUGAAACCGGCCGCCAUCUUUAAAACUGACCGAGAAACUUCCGGGGACGAGGCUGAUGCGAAAAUUUUUUUUUUUUUUUUUUUUUUUUUUAUGGCGAUCCCAUCCGUGAUGGCACAUGAUCGUGAUAUUUAUGUUGCUUUUUAAUUGCAAUACGUUAGCCUCCCACGAAGACGUCGACUGUACAGCAUAUACAGUACACUGGAUGGGCGAAUGGAGACUCGAACCCAGAUCCCCAAGAAAUGCUCGACCUGUUGACUGUAUUAGAGCAGUCUCAACAACAAUCCGGAGAUGGUGUCAUUGUUUUUCAAUGCAGGUAAACUAAUUUUUUUUUUUUUAUAAAAAAAAAUCAUUUAAUUUUUCCCUCACAAUUUUUAGUGAUUGUUAAAAUAAAGUGAGAAUGCAAAGAUUAGCAAACAAAAAAUUAUUUCUGGUCAAUACUGCGAGUUCAUUGCUUUUGCUUUGCAUUGCGAAUUCUCUCAGUCAUUCAAAGAAAAAAUUUUUUAAAAAAAAUUAAGAGGCGAAACGAAUCGGAACUCGAUCGUUCUCUUUCUUUUGCGUUUAAGUUAGUUGGUAAGUAUUUACGUUACGUGGUCUUGGGCUUCUUGUGAUCUUAUACGUAUUCCAAUGGUUGGUUGUCGUGAGUUACUCUGCGGCUCAAAUAGCAUGUCGGGUGCGAAAUCGAUACCUGCCUCUCAGCUCUACGACUCUUAGGUCUCUGCGUUUUGACCGUAAACUUUGUGUCUGAAAUGGGAUUUAUUGCAAAAAGUAAUCAGGGCGCAUCCUAGUUUCACUUUAGUUAAGAUUUUGUCUAUAGGUUAGGAGCCCAUACCUGCCAGUGCUUAUCCCAGUUCUCAUAAUAUGAGGCGAAUAGAUCUUUGAACUGGGUACCAUUCCCUCUCAGGUGAAGCGCAAUAUUUUACCUUGCUUACAACCUGGGUCUCCUCGGAGCUCUUAUCAUUAUUUUUAUUUUAUCUUUUGGCGUCACUUGUUUUUUAGGGAUGGUGUGGGUCGUAGCGGCUGUGUAGCUACCAUAAUGUCAGUGAUCGAACGAGUCAAGAUUGAACAAACAGUUGAUGUGUUUCAAACCAUUAAACUGAUUCGAGCUAAAAGGCCUGGUGCUGUGAACACCCUGGUAAGUUGCUAAGAAAUGACGAGGGAUACUGGGACUGUGUUCAUCAGCGAAUUAUUUCUUUGCCUCGACUUAAAGCUCUAUCUGCUGUUCGUUUUUCAGGAUCUCUACUUGUUCUGUUACAAGACAAUCCUUGCAUACCUGGAUUCUUUCAACUGUUAUUCAAACUUUGAAGAUUGUUAAAUUGUCAGUAUUUGACAGUUGUCGAUGUUUGCGUACCGCCAGUCAGUCAGUCAGUUAGUGAAUUGAUUAGUUGGUUGGUCUCUCAGACACAAAUAAAUUCGAUAUAACAACAAUCAUGAUAGAUAUGAUGAUCGUAUUGGUAAAUUGGUACUAGUAGCGCGAGUACAAUAGUUAGCUCUUCAAUAUGGUUAGCUUUUUAAUAAAUAUCACGUGCUGAUUUUCUGAAGGGAAAAGCUCUCGAGUUUGUUUACCAAGAAAGUGCUAAUCAGUAGUUGCAGUUAAAUAGCAUAGAAAGGGAACUUAAGUUUUGUGUAACCAUGGUAAUGAUAAUCAAAUGAUCUUUAAAAUUCAUCUCUGACUCCAAGACUAAAAGUUUGAACCAAGAGCAGUUUAUAAUCAGACUGAAAACCAGUAAACAAAGCUUAAUUUGUGGUAAAUCUUUAAAGAUUUACUGUUUAAAUGGGAAUUGUAUUAUAUUCCUUCCAAAUUCUAUAUUUUUUUUCAUUCGAAAAGAGACAAAGAUAAAGUGGUAUUUUAAAAAUUGGUGUUUUUUUAUAGUUGAUAGACAGACCAGUUAGAUAAUAAUACUGUCGAUUACAAAUAAUAUUAUUUGAAUAGCUUUACGAGCUAGUAAAAAAUGAAAUUCAUAAAUCUGUCUUUGUAGACAUUAAGUACAGUACUAAUGCGUUGUCGUUUUACGAGAGUUAAAUGAAAGGCAAAAAACUUAACUGUACACGAGCACUCUUAGCACAAGGUUAACUGUGUUCAAAUGAACUUUUCUCUUCAUUUAAAGCAACGUUGUAAACUAAAGGUACAUCAGUUAUCCCGUUGAUAGUAAAGGUUAUACAGACACGUAACACUGAGAAGCCGUUUGGUUGGUGUCGUUCUUCAUCAUUAUAUGGAGAUAACACGGAGGAAAAACUCUCUGACAGGCUUGUAUAGAAUCUUAUUCUGACCAGAAUUUAUUGAUUUAUUCGAUUGGUUAUUUAGUUUACAUCCAUCUAGUUUGUGCAUGUCUUGCUCACCGAAAAAGUUUGAUCGUUGCAAAUAUUAAAACGGAGCUUCAGGUAACGGUUUCGCGUAGGGUGGUCAAUUUAUAUGUAUAGGUAAUCACAUGAUUUCGAGUGUAGUUUGGA
Messenger RNA from Pocillopora meandrina, 3890 nucleotides. Lineage: Eukaryota; Metazoa; Cnidaria; Anthozoa; Scleractinia; Pocilloporidae. The record is from the annotation of a GenBank genome assembly.